GGCCCCAACAUGGCGGCGGCCGUCGUGAGCGGGGCUGAGGAGGAGGCGGUGCUGACAGCCGCCGGCGCAGCGAAGGCCGGUGAGGCGGGAGAAGGAGGAGGAGGUGGUGCGACGGCGGCACCAGCAGGAGCGGGAGGCGGUGGCGAGAGUGAGGAAGACGAGGACGAUGUCUAUGAGGUGGAGAGGAUCCUGGACGUGAAAACGGAUGAAGAUGGCAAAAUAGUAUACAAAGUACGAUGGAAAGGAUAUUCACCAGAUGAUGAUACAUGGGAACCGGAGGAACAUUUAGAAGACUGUAGAGAAGUACUGCUUGAGUUCCGAAAGAAAAUAGUGGAUACUAAGCCUAAACCUGUUAAAAAAGAGGUACAGAAGCUGCCUUUAAAUGAUGAUCUUUUUGAAGCAGAUUCUGAAGCAGACAGUGACUGGCAAAGUGAUACAAAAGGAGAUGUAUCUCCAAAGAAGAAAAAGAAAAAAUCUAAAGAGAAGGAGGACAAGAGCCAAGAUGAGAUGCAAAAGAAAAAAUCUAAAUCAGCAAAAGGUAAAGAGAGACCUGGAUUAGAACGUGAAAACUCCUCUGAUAGUUUGGCCUCAGAUUCAAAACCAAAGAAAAGGAGUUCAGAGUCAAAGGAAGACACAAAAGAUUACAAAAAACAGAGAAAGGAAGAUAUAAAAGACAUGGGUAAAAAAAAGGGAGAAGUCAAAGACGGAAAGAAAAAAUUAAAAGAGGAGUCUAAAGAAACUAAACAUCUGCAGAAGGGAAAAAGCAGCGCUCAUCAGUUAGAUGCAGAAUCCAGUGUACUGGAUGAUUCUUUUUCUCCAGCUGCUGAUAAUGAAAGUGUCGAAUUGGACUCGGACAGCAGCGAGGAGAUGCGUCAGACACCUCCUAGAAAAGACCAGCUGGAAGAGAGAAGCGUGCCCUGGGUUGCAAUUCAGCAGCCAGACAGUUCAUCAAGCACAGAUGAUAGUUCAGAAGUGAAGGUUAAGAGGAAAAAAAAGAAACAUAAAAAGUCUGAAGAACUUGAAGAAAGUAGAAAAAUGGACAAGUAUUUGGAAAAGAAAAGCACACACAAAAAGCAAAAGGCUCCAGAGAAAGCAAAGGCUCCUGCUGAGCUAGAGAAUAAGAGACCAUCUACUCCUGCUCCAGUGCAGAAAGGUUCAAGACUGUCCAUGGAUGAGCGAGGACGCAAGUCCAUUGAUUCAGCUGGGGAGGUAAGCAAUAAAAUGAAAAGCAAAGUGGCUAAAUCAAGCCAAUCCCAUGCCAGGGAUGCACCUCAGAAGUCAACAGUUGCUGAAAGCAAAGAGAAAAAUAUAAAUUGGAGAGCUGAUGAGGAGAAAAUGAAAGAGAGGUCUUCUCAGCAUUCUGUAGGGGAAAGUCUGUUUGAAAAAUUUAUCCUGGAUCCUGAAUGCAGUAAAGGAGGGAGCACAGUCAGCAAGAAGACUCUCUCCAAAAGUGAUUUGAAUGCCGAGGACGUCCCAAAGGAAAGAGGCACAUUAUCUAAGGAAAAGGAAGCCAAAAAGAGUGAUGCAAAAGAGAAACUCCAGAAAAAGUUUGACUCUGAAAAGGAAGAAAAGGGCAGAAAAGGAUUCAAAAGUUUGAAAGAAAUCAAGAGUGCAUUUGAUGUGUUUAGCAUUUCUUCAGAAGAAAAAAAUGAAUACUUGGACAAUCGCAAAAGAGAGGAACCAGGACAUGACUACAGAUGUACAGAUGAAUUCAAAUCAAAAGACAGACAGUUAUAUAGCAGGAGCACAAGAGAUGAGACAGAUACUUGGGCUUAUAUUGCAGCAGAAGGUGACCGUGAUGUAACUGAGGACUGUACUGGUAAGUUGAAACAACAAACUGUGAGCUUGGGCAUGGACAUGCAGUUAGAGUGGCUGACCCUGGAGGACUUUCAGAAGCAUCUUGAUGGAGAAGAUGAGAAUCACUUGGCAGUUGAAGCAAUAUCAUCUACUCAGCUACGGGAUGCUGUUAAAAAUGGGCACUAUGAUAUGGCAAAGAUGGCUCUUAAUUCAAAUGAAGAAUAUAAUCUCGACCAGGAGGAUUCUAGUGGAAUGACUCUUGUGAUGCUCGCUGCUGCAGGAGGUCAUGACGACAUCCUUCGACUUCUCGUCAGGAAAGGAGCUAAAGUUAAUUGCAGACAAAAAAAUGGAACAACUGCAUUGAUACAUGCAGCUGAAAAGAACUAUCUGACUACUGUAGCCAUCCUUUUGGAAGCUGGGGCAUGUAUGAAUCUACAGCAAAAUAGUGGUGAAACGGCUUUAAUGAAGGCUUGUAAAAGAGGAAAUUACGAUAUUGUCCGUCUUAUGAUUGAAAGUGGAGCAGACUGCAACAUUUCAUCAAAGCACCAGAGCAAUGCCCUGCAUUUUGCUAAACAGUGUAAUAACUUACUAGUGUAUGAACUCCUCAGGAGUCACUUGGAUACGCUUACACGAGUGGCAGAAGAGACAAUAAGAGAAUACUUUGAAACCCGUCUUAGUUUGAUGGAACCUGUAUUUGAUAUUGCAUGUCAUCGGCUUUGCGAGGGACCAGAUUAUUCUUUGGAGUUCACCUACAAGCCCCCACAGAACGUUCCUGAAGGAUCUGGAAUCCUUUUAUUCAUUUUCCACGCGAACUUCUUUGGGAAAGAAGUCGUUGCCCGGCUCUGUGGACCAUGUGGCGUGCAAGCUGUGGUGUUGAAUGACAAGUUCCAACUGCCGGUGUUCUUGCCCCACAGAGCCUGCCAUCCUGCCUCGACAGAGCAGCUUGCCCAACGGAUCCUCCAGGACAGUCACUUUAUUUACUCCUUCAGUCCUAUUCAAGGCCUUAACAAACUCUUCAUACGGUUGGUAGAAGCUCCAACUGCCAAGGUAAAGCUGCUGAUAGGCGCAUACAGAGUGCAGUUACAAUGACCUCAUGAACCUCAUUAUUGAUGCUUUUAUUUUAUUUGAAUUCCCCCGCCCCCCAUUAUUUUUGAGUCUGAUCAUGCAGUUUGGAACUCCUGAUGCAUUCAGUACCCUGUUAAUGCUUCAACCGGUUUCUUUUACUUGGACUCCGUUUACCAUCUGCUGGUUAGCAGAUGAGCAGCUGAAGAAACUGGACAAGAUGAGUUUUAUUUUGUAUAGAUAUACCUGUAUUUGUGCCAAUGACUGUAAUUCCAUUUCUAAGUUGUGAAGUCCAGACUGCAAAUCUCAGCAUUUCCACAAUGUGGAAUGGUGCAAACACCUCCUAGAGAUAAAUUUCAAUUUUUAAAAAGCAAGACUUUGAUUGUUUGUAAAGGUUAAAUGUUGUCCUAAUUACAAUGUUUAUAUUUAAAUUAUCUUCUUCUUUUUACCAAGCAGAACUACAUUUGCUAUUUCUAUGACACAGGAAGACAGGCAGCAUUUCUGCUUAAUAAAGGAAUGAUGUAACUAAGAUGUGUGUGCAUAAGCUUAAUAUGACAAGCCCGCUGGGGUUGCCCAGAUAGCCCCAUCCCAGUAUAGAUGGUUUGUUGGAAAGCAUGAACAAAAAUGUUGGUUAGGCAUUAUUGUAAAAGUUAGUAUUCCUGCUUCAUAAAGAUUUAACAAGUAUAGGGAGGAAAUAGUUUGCAGAUACUAUCAGGUUAUUUUUUUAAAGCAGACCAUAUUUAUAGUUAUUCUAAUCUUCUGUGUUCAUGUAAUACUCCAGAAAGAUUCAUCUUUUGCCAUAAUUAAAUGACCCAGUUUAUUGGCUGACAACAGUCCUGUUGUAGUUCUGUGCUAAUAAAAAUGUAAAACA
Messenger RNA from Elgaria multicarinata webbii, 3730 nucleotides. It is a transcript of the gene MPHOSPH8, whose product is annotated as M-phase phosphoprotein 8. NCBI's taxonomy places the organism in Eukaryota, Metazoa, Chordata, Lepidosauria, Squamata, Anguidae. The record is from RefSeq and is a predicted model, not a curated record. Bases 10 to 2886 code for a protein of 958 amino acids. Gene Ontology annotation, molecular function: protein binding. The transcript is spliced from 15 exons. Gene Ontology annotation, cellular component: cilium.